Messenger RNA from Micropterus salmoides (largemouth bass), 9241 nucleotides. It is a transcript of the gene wnk2, whose product is annotated as WNK lysine deficient protein kinase 2. The record is from RefSeq and is a predicted model, not a curated record. Gene Ontology annotation, molecular function: potassium channel inhibitor activity; protein serine/threonine kinase activity; ATP binding. Gene Ontology annotation, biological process: negative regulation of sodium ion transport; positive regulation of potassium ion import across plasma membrane; monoatomic ion homeostasis. The transcript is spliced from 30 exons. Lineage: Eukaryota; Metazoa; Chordata; Actinopteri; Centrarchiformes; Centrarchidae. Gene Ontology annotation, cellular component: cytosol; cytoplasm. The coding region runs from base 1017 to 8870 and encodes 2617 amino acids.
CGGUGCGUCUGAUUCUCUUGUUAAUUCCUAGCAGCGGGAUCCUUGUUGGUCGGGUAGGCUUUAACAGACAUCUUCCCAUUGGAGGCUUAGCGCGUCACUAUGACAGUGGUGUGGUCCACGCAGCCUGUGUCAGGGGAGGCUGAGGGUGCCGCCUAAAAACGCGCCGAGGUAUUGGAUGCGUGUUGUUGCUAGGGGCGUGGGUUGUGCCGUGAAAAAUCUAGUUUUCCCAAAGCUGAAAGAAGUGAAAUGUGGGAAGACAACAGUCGUAUCAGCCGGACGAGAGCUGCCUGCUCCGACAAACCUGCGGGACGCGGUGCCGCAGUGGACAUAAUCUGAUAAGCGCUUGUGUCCAUCCUGCAUGCCACACCAGAGAGAAACAAAGUAGGCUACGUGCGGAUAAUUAAAGGAAGAAUGCAGAGAGGCUGAAGUCACACUUCUCGGAACUUAUUCAGAUUUUCACCCGGAGCACCUGCUUCUUAUUUGCAUCAGCCAGAGCCCGGGUUGGUGAGUCUUUGCAGAGGCUGACAGCUGCGCACUUGGUCGUCCCGUGAUGUGUCUUUGGGGGGAUUAGUGAGUGUAGCCGAAACAUCCCGACCUAUCCACUGUAGGCCAGUCAUCUAUCUGCGGAACGAAUCACAUUUUCAUAGUAGGCCUAUGCUACCUUAUGGGCUACGAUGUGGAGGAAACUGAUUUCGUGAGCUCACAGGCUGAGCUGGCAAUGACAUCAAGCUUAACUUGAAUAGCCCUCUGCGCUGUAUUGCACCAAGGUGGGCCGGGGCGUGAGGUGCCAAGGAGCAAUGCACCCAUCCUCCGAGCUGGACGUUUUGUGGACAUGCUCUCUGUCCUGAACAAAUUCAAGGCAUAAGGCCAUACAUCCUGAGCCGGCGAACUGCGUCACUGCUUGCGAGUGUUGCAGGUAUAAGCAGCAAACUCUCCCACCGCCGGGAGAGGAGCAUGCUCAUCAUCCUCCCUCCCUGUACAAUGUCGCCGGUAAGUGUUUAACAAGUUAAGAAGGGAUGGAUUCGGCGGACGAUUCAAGAAAAGAUCCGCCACUGGGAUCCACAUUUUCCUCGGUGCCUAAUUUAGAUUCGGACGUUAAUGCAAAUGCCCGUAGGCCUGUUUAUGAAAAUGGGACAGACCACAAUGUCAACAUCCAAAACGGAGCCCAGCGGGGGGCGAGUGACCCCAGCGCGUACCCGUCCAAUGACUACCAGGGGCUGAUCCGCCAGAGGUUCAUCCGGCGGAGCUUGUGGGUGUCAGACUCCGAGGAGCAGCCGGUGGACACGCCGGAUUGUGUCAACAGCAGCCCGGUGCUCAACAUUGACCUGCGGACCAUCGUUGAUCGGAGUCGGACCCGGGUUCUGCAGGGAGCCCGGCUGGGCCUCCAAGAGACCUCAAGCAGGGAAAGCCAGGUGGAGCUGAAGGACAGCGCCACAGAGAGCGCGAGCGCCGACGAGGAUAAGGGAGACAGGGGCGUGAGAGAGACGAUUGCAGAGGUUGUUCCCUCGGAUGUCACAGGUAAAGCAGGAAGUGACGAGAACGAAGAGGAACCCGGGAUGAAGGCCGUGUCCACUUCACCUGGGGGCCGCUUCCUCAAGUUUGACAUUGAGCUGGGCAGAGGGUCCUUCAAGACCGUCUAUAAAGGUCUUGACACCGACACCUGGGUCGAAGUGGCGUGGUGUGAACUCCAGGAAAGGAAACUGUCCAAAGCUGAGAGACAGAGGUUCAAAGAGGAGGCAGAGAUGUUGAAGGCUCUCCAGCACCCCAACAUUGUGCGAUUUUAUGACUUCUGGGAAUCACCGGUUAAAGGGAAGAAGUGCAUCGUUCUGGUGACAGAGCUAAUGACCUCAGGGACACUAAAAACGUAUCUGAAGCGUUUUAAGGUGAUGAAGCCUAAAGUUCUUAGGAGCUGGUGCAGACAGAUUCUCAAGGGCCUCCACUUCCUCCACACAAGGACCCCUCCGAUCAUCCACAGAGAUCUCAAGUGUGACAACAUCUUCAUCACUGGUCCUACAGGCUCUGUCAAAAUAGGAGACCUGGGCCUGGCAACACUGAAGAGGGCCUCCUUUGCUAAAAGUGUUAUUGGCACUCCAGAGUUCAUGGCCCCAGAGAUGUAUGAGGAACACUAUGAUGAGGCUGUGGAUGUCUACGCCUUUGGGAUGUGUAUGCUGGAGAUGGCCACCUCAGAAUACCCCUACUCUGAGUGUCAAAACGCUGCUCAGAUUUACCGUAAAGUCACCAGCGGAGUGAAACCUGCCAGCUAUAGUAAAGUCAGUGACCCAGAAAUUAAGGAAAUAAUCGGGGAAUGUAUCUGUCACAGAUGGGAAGAAAGGUACUCUAUCAAGGACCUCCUGAACCAUGCAUUCUUUGCAGAGGAUACAGGCGUGAGGGUGGAGCUCAAUGAAGAGGAUGAUGGGAAGAAAUCAUCCAUUGCUCUGAAGCUGUGGGUUGAGGAUACUAAAAAGCUGAAGGGGAAGUACAAGGACACUGGUGCCAUUGAAUUUACCUUUGACUUGGUGAGCGAGGUCCCAGAAGUUGUUGCCCAAGAAAUGGUGGAAUCAGGGUUUUUCCUGGACUGUGAUGUAAAGGUAGUUGGGAAGUCUAUCCGGGACCGCGUGGCUCUCAUCAAAUGGAGGAGAGAGCGGACUGUCUCGUCAGGUAAUGGCGAGGCGUCUGUAAAGAAGACACAGCAGAACCUACUGCAGGUGCCCGGUACCGGUGUACCACAGGCAGCUACAUUAGCUACAACAGAAUAUGAUGACCAAGAAGCGGAGCAGCAGACCCUGAUCUGCUCCGUGCCCGCCACCACAUCUACUACAUCUGACAGUGGAGCGAGCUCUGCCAUGCAAUUAGAUGAUCUAAACAAUCAGCAAAAUGGCCUCUACCAGUCGCUUACAGAACCCAUUUCCACAACUCAGAUGAUCUACAGUCCUCCUACACAGGCUGAACCUCAACUGCACCAGGGGCCCUACCAGCAACCCACAGCACAGGCCUCACAUGAAAACUACACACAGACAUCCACUCAAUUACACCAGGGGGCCUACCAGCAAACCACAGGUCAGCUGCAUCCUGGGGCCUAUCAACAAUCUGCAGCACAACUGCACCAGGAGCCUUAUCAGUCUCAAACACGUCACAACAGUGAUCCCUUUGUAUGCCAUGACAACCUGCUCAUCACUGAGAGCACAGUGUGUUUUAGGCGUGGAAGCACAUCCCUGGUGGAGAUGUUACGCUGUAGGACACACUCUCUCGCUAAGACAAUGAAUCCAAGCCCCUGUCUGUGUCCGUCACAGGAUCUGGUUUCAGCAAAUAGCACAGAGGUCUCAUUGCAUGCCACAGACUACCUGUCCUCUAACUCUGCGCGAAAUCCAUCAUUAUUAGCUACUCUCUUGCCCCCACAUCAAAACUCUCAUCAUGACUCAGCGAGUGAUUUCAAUUCACCUCUCCCUCCCCUGAAUUUACAACCUCCCUCAGAGCACCGCCUGAGCGUCUCACACAGUCCACAACCCCGCCGCCAUUGCAAGGCUUGCAUGUCUCUCCUCCUGAGGGAUAGGACAAGGGGAGACGGGCCUCUGGGAAACACACUUAUACACUCUUUCUCCACAACCCCCCAGUUUACGCCAGUCUUUAAGACAGGCUCAUCCACAUCUCCUCAUCUGGCAAGGUCUCUUCCAGUCACUCUGCCUCCUCCUUUGGCUUCAACCUCUCCCCCAUCAUCAAACAGUCAAACAACCCGUGUGACUUCACCUUCACAUCUUUUUCCACCCUCACAAGUUGUGCUCCCUCGGAGUUUGUAUGAAGGUGGUGAUCUCACUCUUCUCAACCACUGUCUUCAUCACAUCGUCGGCCGCAGGACCAGUUCCCCCACCCUCUCUGCUAAUCAUCCAAUGCACAGCCACAGGGAGGUUGGGGGUAGUACAUCCUCAUUACUUGAGCAUAUAGAUAAGAGGCAGAGCCUGGAUGUCCCGCUCUUCCCUAGCCCAAAUCUGGACAGGAAUCUGCUAUUAUCACCACAUGGCAGUGACGGCAGUCCAGAUCCACUGACAGUUUCUACUCCAGCUACGCCGGCCCCUAUUGUGCACCAGAGUAGACAGACAUCACAGAGCUUCCCAGCUGCAGCCCCGACUCCACAGCUUACUGCCCAACCCAGCCAGGAGCAGUGUCAUCUCCAACCAGCUGCUGUCCUGCCCCAGCGGUUAUCUGCUGACCAGCCUACAUCUCACCUGAGUCCUCCUGACAUAUCUACCAGUUUUCCACAGUCAGUCUCCAGUGCUCCUCCCCCACUCCUGCCCCUGCAGUUCAGCACACAGUUUCCCUCACCAUAUCCUGUUGUUCAAACAGGGAGCUUCAAGCCCCCUCCCUUUCCUCUAGAUCCUCUGCCAUGUGCCUACAGCAGCAGUGGCCCUCCUAUGUUUAGCUCCCACUACUCACCUUCACCCCACCGCCCCUCCCUUCCUCUGACCCCUCAUGCUGCCUUGCCCUCUAUGCCUACUCUCGGCACCCCUCAGACUCCUCUGUCGACACCUCAGCACAUGCCCUCUAUUCAGCUUUUUAGCAUGGCCAUGUCCCCUGCAGUACCCCAGCAGCAGGGCGGCCCUCCAACAUCUCAGACAAACCUUGGUAGCUUCCAUACCACCCAUCCCUUACCUCUCUCCCAGGUACAAACCACCCCAUACCCCGCCCCCCACCCUGAGCAGGAACUGGCUGAGCAGCCUGUCCAGGUACAGAGGAUUGCACCACAGGGGACAGAUGUUCACCUUUUGGCUCCAGUUCACCCUGAAUUGCCUGCUGUUCAGACUCCUCACUGGGGAAGCAGUAUAGAUGCAGAAGCUACUGUAGGUGGUCUAGACUUAACUGUAGCCCCUAUAGUUCCAGCUCCAGUCCCCGCCCCAGCCUCAAUCUCAGUCUCAGCUACAGCCCAAGUUGAAACUCAAGCCCCAGCACAAAGCCAACCACUGGUCCCAGUAUCAGCCAUGCCUCAAACUGAAGCUUCAACCCUUGGAAAAGACCCAACUUCAGUCCCAAUACAAGUUCCAUCAGCAGUGCAAGCUUCAGCCUCAGCCCCAGUUCAAAUACCAGUUUCGGCAUCUGGUCUCACUUAUGAAUCACCAAAAAGCUCAGACACAUCUUUUGCAAUUGAUAAACCUAAACUCUCAGUCCCAGGUUUAGCCUCGGCCCCAGUUCAAUCUGCAGCCCCAGCUCAUGCUCCAGCACCUGUCGCAGCUUCAGUCCCAGCUCCAGUUCUGCAGCUUGCUGGCAUCCAGACAGCAAUCUCAGUGUCUGAGUAUGCUGGCCAGGCCACAACUCAGCAAAACGUUGAGUCGACAUCUGUGUCUAGCACCCUUCAACAAGAGCCCUGUGUAGAGGAUGGGUUUCAGGACAAACCAGUAUCUUUACCCAGCUAUGCGUAUGACAGUCUCAACUCUGACGUGGCAUCUGGUAAGGAAACAAGUGACGGCUAUGACAGCUUAGCAAGUGGAGGGAAGGGGGACGGGAAACCCAGGAAACACCACCGCAAAUCUGCCCGCACACGUUCCCGGCAAGAGAAGACCAGCAAACCCAAACUGAGCAUGCUCAAUGUUUGCAACACGGGCGAUAAAAUGGUCGAAUGCCAGCUGGAGACUCACAACCACAAAAUGGUGACAUUUAAAUUUGAUCUGGAUGGAGAUGCUCCAGAGGAAAUUGCCACUUACAUGGUAGAGAAUGGCUUUAUCCUGCUGUUAGAGAAGGAGAUUUUCAUCGACCAGCUGAAGGACAUUGUAGACAAAGCUGAAGACAUGCUGAAUGAAGACAUGGAGGGUGAAAGGGCCUCCACUUUGAGUUGUAGUCCUCAACAAGGCCCAGUUUUUGAAGGGCUGGUAGGAGAGAGUCAGCAGCCUGGAGCACCUCAGGCUGUCUAUCAGCAGAAUGUUCUUCACACAGGAAAGAGAUGGUUCAUAAUCUGCCCAGUAGAGGAGACGCCCACAUCCAGCCAGGACACCCCAUCUGAUGGUACAACUACACAGUCUCCUGGGAGUUCAGCCACUCCCCAGCCUACUGAGAGUGGUACUGCAAGGCCGUCCAGAGAAGAAGGGUCGUCCUCCACGAUGUCAGGUGGAAGUGGAGGCUUCACCUAUGAUGUGUAUGGAUUCUGUAGCCCUCCGAUAAUGUCCAACACAGACCCUCUCCUCUUAGCUACUCUGUCUCCCCCUGUGUCUGCUCCCCCGACCCUUCAGUCAGUGUCAUCAGUGGAGCCUGCUAGCAGCUCGGUGCAGCCCAGUGUUCAUCAGGCCCAGCCAGCCAGAGCUCAAACUUUGCCCCCAUCAUCCCCGCAUACGUCUUUCCCAGUUGAUGAGUCACAGGGAUCCCCUUUAAGUUCCAUCUCCCCGAUCCAUGCAGCUCAGCAGAUGCUCGACAUGGCAUGUCCUGUUUCUAUGGCUGACGAAGUGCCCUGCUGCCCUCUGGUCAUGCCUCUGUCUCUGGAUGUGAGCGGGUUGCAGAGUGGAUCUCCUCUCACUCCUCUUCCACUCCAGGAGCCGGGUGUAGUCAAAGAGCCACUGUCGGUCUCCUACGCCUCAGCAACGCGGAGCGAGCGCCCACAGCAGCCUGUGGUGCUCCACCAGCCUUUUUCCAGCGUAGGAGGGACCAAAGUGCCCUCACUACCCCAGAGCCCAGCGCCAUCCCAGCACUGUACAGGGCCCAGUGAGGCAGAUGGCGAAGGACGACUGGGCCGCGGGGGUUUUGUGGAUAGCACCAUAAAAACACUGGAUGAGAAACUAAGGAACUUGCUCUACCAGGAAUAUGCUCCCAUGUAUCCAUCAGGCAGUGCUGCAGAGACACCAGGCUCCGGCACCGAGUACAUUCAGUCUCCUCCUGGUCCAGACAGCGCCACAGGAGGGUCAGGAAACAGCACGCCUGGGCCGAUGGGGGAGGGACGGUACAGGGCAGGAGAACAGCUGCCUCAAAUUCCAGAGAGAAUGGACAGUUUGAGCACACUGAGUGACUCAGCCGUGUGUGCUUCCCUGUCAAGAAGACACGUUCCUCACUCUGCAUCCUGCUCUGGAACAAGAGGCCGAUUUAAGAUAAUCUCUGUUCCUCCUGAAGUGGCCAACAGACGCGAUGUGAAGCAGAGGAGCUGGAGCAGCGCUGCCUCCCCGGCACACCCUGUAGAAUACAAUGGGGACCACGUUCAGGAGUCCAUGACUGCCUCCACGACAAUUGGCCGUUUCUCUGUGGUCAGCACUGAAGAUGACAUUACACAGAGGACACGCUGCAGCCGCUACUCUGCCCCGCCUGAUUUCUACCUGGACACACCUCCUUCCAUGGCCAAGCGGGGCUCCCUGCCUCGCACCCUGACCUCGCCCUCUGUCCCUGUGGAUGUCACAGUACAUGCUCGCUUCCUCUCAUCCGACUCGGGGGCCGAGAGCAGCCCUGCAAAGCUGGCUCCCGCCACCCCGUCUCAACAUACUCGCUCUGAGCGCAGAGGAAGUGACCUCAUGAAGAGGGCUGUGGCCUUCCUCCGUCGCUCAGGGCGCAGCAGCAGUGUGCAGAGCUCUGACUCACCAAGUAGGCAUGGAGGCGUGCACGGCUCCGCCUAUGCCAGCAGUGACAAUGACUCAGAGAUGGAGGACUCGGACAUGAAGAAGGAACUACAGAGACUCAGGGAGAAACAUCUUAGGGAGAUCUCUGAGCUUCAGGCCCAUCAGCGGGGGGAAGUGGAGCUGCUGUAUCGACGGCUUGGCAAGCCUCCUCCUCCUGGCCUGGGUCUCUCACAUGUUGCACCACACGCUGGCCGUAGAAAGAGGUCCAGCAAGCACAGACUGAAGCCUGGCAAACUUCUCAGCCCUCUGGUGCAACAAUUUAGAAAUGUCACAACCAAAUCUAGUGACUCCAGCAGAUCCAGUGCUGCUACAGGUACAGGUGAGCCCACAGUGAGUUUAAAUGGCUCUCCAGCCAAAGGGUCUUUCCCCACUCACAGCAGGGCUCGCUCAUGCACCAGCCACCUUCCCAGCUCCACCUCAGAGCCCGUGCAAACUCAGCAGCCCUGUUCCCUCAAGGGCUCUUUGUCUUCUGAUAAUAUUUACGCUGGACUACAUAGAGACGGCACUGGCACACAAGCUCCACCUGGACAAGGCUGGGCUAAUUACCCUCAAACAUCUGAGAGAGUGACCUAUAAAUCGAGUAGCAAGCCACGGGCUAGAUUUCUCAGUGGGCCUGUGUCUUUGUCUAUCUGGUCAACACUGAAGCGACUGUGUCUUGGCAAAGAGCGUGGCAACAGGUCUGGAGCUGGACCAGGGGCUUUCAAUCAAUCCCAGCAGCCGCCUACUGGUGCCACACCUCCUUCUCAUCAGCCAGUGAUGGGACUGGCCCAAGCUCAGGCCAAUAACAGCAACAACAAGACAGGCACAUACACUGGCACAUCCAUUAGUGCCACUGAAAACACCCUACCUGAAGACUUGCAACGGCUGAUGGAUGACUGGGCCCAGGAGGUUCUUAUUGUCACCCACAGGCCACGCACUAACUCUCUGAGCAUCAGCGGGCAGCAGCUUUGGGAUCAAGUUGUGCCUCGAACACAUGGACAACUGAUUAGUGCUUUAGAUGUAUCAUCAUGGACAGCCCCAGGUCCAGAGGUCAGCAGUUUCCCCCUGUCAUGGCCUGACAGCCCUGGGUCAACAAUGAUGACCAGCCCCUCCGCCGGGCCCCGUCCCAGUUAUCAGCUUCACUCUCCUACUCCAUUCAGGGCCUUGUCCUCACCUCUCUCCGUUAGUGGGUUUCUCUUCCCCCUUCCUUCAGGAGUCUUUGCCUUUCCUGCUGUACCCUCAGCCCAGGACGGCCCCGGCCCCACUGCAGCUCCAUCAUAUCAGCCACCAGACCCCAAAGCCAGGACUCUCUAAUUUGAGUAGCAUUGUGUCUUCCAGUUCUGUUACCAAAAAGAAAUCUCAUCAUAGGUCUAGUCAGUCUUAUGUGCAUAUACUGUAUAUAUUUAACCAGCAUGUAUUUAACCAUAUGUACAUACUUGUCUCCAUUCUUGAGUUAUUUGUUUGAUGUGCAUCGACAUACCUCAAGUCCAUAUUACAGUACAUAAUCCCUGAGUGCAGUGUAAUGGUAGUAUUACAUUAAAAUGUGUAUAAUUAGCCCAAUCAGACUUAAAAGUGCAGACUUUUGUCAUUGCAUAUGUAAGUACCUUACCACUCAUCGAAUGUACAUAAUGUACUGUUCAUUCAUGCUGUGUUUCUAUAAAAAGUUCAUGUUUGUGUUGCUCAUA